AUGGCGAGCGCCCAGUUCGACGAUGCAGACGAGGGGGCCCUGCUUUCCGGCGAUCCGCAACAGCAGUACCAAGAGCAGCUCCACCAUAUCCGCGACACGCAGGACCUGACGACGCAGCAGCGCAACGAGAUCCGUGAGCUCGUCCGCGACAACUCGGACAUCGACGAGGACGACGAGGAUGACGAGUACCACGACGACCGGGACUACGACGACCGGGACGACUACUCGGAGGACGAGGAUCUGACGCGGAUAGGCCGGGUCGAGGAUGCCGACUGGGAGAUGGCGCGGGGCGACUUUACCAAGCAGUUCAACCGCUCCCGGCAGCUCGCCUCGGUCGUGCUGCCCGAGGCGGGCAGGAACGGCUCGGCAUCCCGGAGCGGCGCAGGUGCGACUGGGGGUAGCGUGCCCCUGCCCGCCAUGAACCGCCCGCGCAAGAAGGCGGCAGCGCCGUCGGCUGGGGCCAAGGCCAACGGCGGUGGUGGUGCGGCGGCAGCGGCGGCAGCGGCGGCGGCGGCAGCCUCUUUGGGUCCGGGCUCAUCGAGCUCGGCGGCCCACGCCGACAAGACGUCUGCGCAGCUGGCGGCACUGUCGAAGCUGGCGUCCAAGACGGCGGGAGGGCGCGAUGCGGUGAGGGUCAAGGACAAGGCGGACCGGGCGACUGUCGAGGGCGUGCUGGAUCCGCGGACCAUGGUCAUCCUGUACAAGAUGGUCAACCGCGGGCUGCUCGAGAGCGUCAACGGGUGCGUGUCGACGGGCAAGGAAGCCAACGUCUACCACGCCACGACGUCUCCCAUCGGCGACGACGGGGUCAAGGGCAGCCUGGCGCUUAAGAUCUACAAGACGUCGAUCCUCGUCUUCAAGGACCGCGACCGCUACGUCUCGGGCGAGUUUCGCUUCCGCCACGGCUACUCGCGGCACAACCCGCGCAAGAUGGUGCGGCUGUGGGCGGAAAAGGAGGCGCGCAACCUGAAGCGCAUGGUGCAGGCGGGGAUGCGCUCGCCCAAGCCCGUCGAGCUGCGCGACCACGUGCUGGUCAUGGAGUUCCUCGGCGACCAGGACGGCUGGGCCAGCCCGCGCCUCAAGGACGCCGACGACAUGAUUGGCCACGACGCCGACACCUGGUCGCGCCUCUACCGCGAGCUGGUGGCCGCCAUGCGCUCCAUGUACCAGGAGUGCCGCCUGGUCCACGCCGACCUGAGCGAGUACAACAUCCUCUACCACCUUGGCCACCUCUGGAUCAUCGACGUCUCGCAGUCGGUCGAGCACGACCACCCGCGCGCAUUCGACUUCCUCCGCGCCGACAUCACCCACGUCGACCAGUACUUUGCCAAGCGCGGCGUGCCCACCCUCGGCCUGCGGCGCACGUUCGAGUUCAUCAUCCGCGAGCCCGACAACCCGUCCAAGCGGCGCGGCGGAAGGGUCGGCCUCGAAAAGACCGAGGCCGACUUUGACCACGAGACGCGCAGCGUCGCCGCCUCCACCGCCACCGACAUGCCCGAAGCGGUGAGCGGAAACUGGAUGGAGGGCUUCAAGGACGGCGCCGCGGGCGAGUACGUCCGGGCCCGCGGCGAGACCGAGGAGGAGCUCAUGGACCUGCUGGCGCAGAUCAUGGCGUCGUCGACGGCCGAGGAGCCCGAGCCCGAGCCGGCAGAGGCGCAGGCAGCGGCGACGGGGUCGCAGCCGGCAGUAGCAGCGGCGCAGAGGGCCGCCGGCGACGCAGGCGAGGCGGGAGCGGCCGCAGCGCCGGCCCUUGCAUCCACACCGCAGCAGCAGGGCGGCGACAAGUCGGACGAGACCGUCUUCCAGACCGCCUACAUCCCUCGCACGCUCAACGAGGUCUACGACCCCGAGCGCGACGUCGAGGUGAUCCGCAAGGGGGGCAUCUCGAGCCUCAUCUACGCCGGCGUCACGGGCAUGGACGUGGCCGCCGUGCCCACUCCGUCUGCCUCGGACCCCGCUCCCGCCGCCGACGCCGGUGCCGCGGCAGGGGACGGGAAAGACGCGGCGGGCGGAUCUGGUUCGUCGGAUGAGGACGACGAUGACGAUGAUGACGAGGAGGACGGAAGCGAAGAUGGCGAGGGCAAGGUUGACGGUGACGGCGACGGAGAGGACAAAGCAGAGGGCGACGGAUGGGUCGAGCGGAAACCGAGAGGGCAUCGACACGAGGACCGCGAUGCGAAAAAGGAGCGCAAAAAGGAAGUCAAGGCAGAGGCGCGGGAGCGUCGCAAGACCAAGAUGCCCAAGUCGGAAAAGAAGAGGAGGAUGAAGAAGGGCUCGCACAAGUGA
Pseudozyma flocculosa PF-1 is the source of this 2286-nucleotide messenger RNA. RefSeq lists its product as uncharacterized. Bases 1 to 2286 code for a protein of 761 amino acids. The transcript has 3 exons. Gene Ontology annotation, biological process: maturation of SSU-rRNA. Gene Ontology annotation, molecular function: protein serine/threonine kinase activity; ATP binding. The record is from RefSeq and is a predicted model, not a curated record. Lineage: Eukaryota; Fungi; Basidiomycota; Ustilaginomycetes; Ustilaginales; Ustilaginaceae. Gene Ontology annotation, cellular component: cytosol; preribosome, small subunit precursor.